AUGUCUACCGCCAGCAUUGAGGACGACGACCAUCAGGCUGUCAUUGAUGACGAAGACGAGGAUGAAGACCUAGAGAAAUACCAACCUUUUACCGUUGAUGAUUUCCCAAGGGUUAGUAGUGAGUUUGAUGAGCAAUCUGAUGCUGUGUUCCAAAAUCCUGAUAUUCAACUUCGAGGCCCUUCGGCAACGUUUCUUUUCCGGGCAUUCAACAAUCCCCUUGUUGAAAAACACAAGCAUUUCUUCGGUAGCCAAUAUCAACUCUAUGAUGAGUCUGAAGUCAACGUGAACAACAAUGUUAGGGCCAUUGAUUGCUCACACGGUUGCCAUUGUGUACCGAGCGGCGUGCUGCAGUUCAUUGAUCUCAAAACUGCUGGUUAUCGCCACGUCCAACCUGGAUGUGCCAAUAUAUUUGGUUUUUUCGCAGUACGUGAGAAUGGUGAACCUUUGCGCAACUAUGUGUACAGGCGUGGGAUUGACAAUUAUGAAGCUGUAAAUGUGAAGCGGGAUACGGGCAUUGCACAUUUAUCGCUGACUAGCCCUGCUCGAUGUAUUCACAUGGGAAGCCGUGUGUUGUUUGAAUUCAAGCUUUCUGUACGGACUGAUGACCAGCCAGAAGAUGGGCCAAAAGAUGACCUUCUGAUUGAAGGAUGUACCGAGUUUACUGAGUUUAUGAACAUGCACAAAACAAGACCAUUCAUCGAAACUCGGCGUCUGUAUGGGGAAAAGUGUGGAUUGGAUAUGAAGUUUCUGGUGUUGUGGAAUGCAGUUCAAGCAAAAGUUGAUGUUGAGAUACUUCAUGCUCCUGUCAAUGGCCUUAAUCUGAAUCUUUAUGCGAAGACGAGUGGCUUCAGAGAUGUGAUCCGCCUCCUUUCUGGAGUUACAGAAUCAGGUUGCAGAAUGAGUUCGGUCGUAGGAGUGAUGAGAUACAGUUACCUUAUUCUUUGUAUCGAAGGAUCCCCGAAAGAUGGUGGUUUUUCUCAAGAGCUGCCGUGUUGUAUGUGGGAAGGUCGAUUUGGUUCGGGGUAUCAUGGAACAGUGCAUGAAAUGGUGUAUCUUCAUGAUUCCACAAAAAUUUCUGUCAAGGUUACCUGGAAGGCUGUUGAGAGUUUACAUGACUUGGAACACUGA
Triticum turgidum subsp. durum (durum wheat) is the source of this 1128-nucleotide messenger RNA. The record is from the annotation of a GenBank genome assembly. NCBI's taxonomy places the organism in Eukaryota, Viridiplantae, Streptophyta, Magnoliopsida, Poales, Poaceae.